AUUCUUGUGUUUAAUGAUUGUCUGAAAUUAAUUUGUUCAUGGUUUGUGAAUCUACUGAAGCUGGUCAACAAGUCAAUCUUUCAUGAAAAGAAAAAAGUUUAUUAUCAAACACUUAAAUUCAAACCAAGAAGGGUACCUCUCUUCACACUUCUUUACCACUGAAAGCUAUCUAUCAUCUUCUUUACAUGGCCACCUUAUUUUCUUUCUCCAAGAGUGACAUAAUUCUCACUCUUGGUGUGCUAGGCAACAUCACUACAGGACUUGUCUACCUUGCUCCUGUAAAGACUUUCUGGAGAAUUGUGGUGAAUAAAUCAACAGAGGAAUUUGAAAGCAUGCCUUAUAUUUGCAAGUUAAUAAAUGCAUAUUGUUGGGUCUACUAUGGGAUCCUGAAGCCUAAUAGUAUCCUUGUUGCCACUGUUAAUGGGUUUGGUGCUGUUUGUGAGAUUAUUUUUGUGCUACUGUUUCUACUCUUUGCACCUCCAAGAAUGAAAUUUAUUACUGCCAUAUUAGCUGGGGUUUUGGAUGUGGGAUUUCCAGCAGCAGUAGUCAUAAUUACUCAGUUGUUCUUAAAAAGAGAAGCACAAAUUGAUGUUGCUGGAUUCUUCUGUGUUUUCUUCAGUAUGGCUGCAUAUGGUUCACCUCUUUCAGCCAUGAAAACAGUGAUAACAACUAAGAGUGUUGAAUUCAUGCCGUUCCUCCUCUCAUUUUUCCUUUUCAUAAAUGGUGGAGUUUGGACUCUCUAUGCUAUUCUUGCCAAAGAUUGGUUCAUUGGGCUACCAAAUGGGACAGGAUUUGGUCUUGGAACAGCCCAAAUGAUUCUGUAUGCAAUAUAUUACAAGAGACCUCAGCCACAAAAACAUUCAGACAGUUUAGAAGAUGGAUGGGAAAAUGAAUGUCUUAUCUCAGAAUCUGAUAGAAUUACACCAAAAGAUUGAAGAGUAAAGGCUCAAAUUCCUAAUCAAGCUGUUCAUCAUGGCAAGAAGCAGCAGAAAAUAAUAAUAAUAAUAAUAAUUGUUGGACUUGAGAGUUAGAUCUUGGAUAUGUUAUAUAUAUCUCCUGCAAUGAUUGAUUAAGAGUUUUUUAUUCUCUAUAGUCAACGUAAGGAAGAUAUAAUAUUGUCUUCAUCAAAAGUCAAUUAUAUCUCUUCCAUUUUAUUUAUUUGAAUAUUCUAUUAUUGUACCUAUGUAAUGUGGCAGAAUAUGCUCUUCAAAUCGAAUCAGUCAAUAUAAUUUCAAUUAAUAUGUGCAAAUUAGCUUGAGAUACAUUUACCAUUUGAAAAAGAAAUUAAAUGGAAUUAUGCUGCAGACAUCUUGUUCUAAACAUCUUGGUGCCAUUAUGUGGCAAUUUCUUUUUGCUUUCACCUAAAUUACGCUCAUUACCAGCCUUUUUUAUAGUUAUUUUUCAAACAUUUAGCCUUUUUUUUAAAUUGUUUUGAUUUCUAUACUUAAAUUUUAAUUUUUUUUACCUUUUUUUCUAAUCUAUUUCUCUUUGUUUUGUACGUGUUCUGAGGACCAAAACAUGUCACUGAAAGACUCUACUGAGACAAAAAUGAGCUGCCAAGAAUAUAGAGGAGGUAAGAUGAGCAGUUGGUCAUAUCUAGUAUGGAUCGUACAUGGACGAUAGUUGGAGUCGACGGCUCUCCUAGGGUUCCCUCAUCUGGAAUCCCUGGGAAAGAAGAUUAAGUUGGCCCUAACGAACAGCUUGAUGCACUAUUUUCUUUCAAUCUUUUAGCAAAAUGCCCAAAAGGAAAGAAAAUUCAUAAACCGACCCCAUCAUUUCCAUCCCGUAGGAACUACGACAUCACCCCAAGAAUGCCUUCGGCAUUCAGGGGUCACGGGCUGACCUUAGAACCCUGUUCAAUAGUUAUUUCUUCUUCUUUUCUCACAAUCUCUCUUCUCCCUCUUCUAUUUUUUUUUCAGUUCUUGUUAUUUGGCUUCUAAAAAAGAAUAUUAUGGAAUCAAUUUUAUAUACUCUUUGUAGCACAUUUGGAACCUCUGGUGUGUUGAAGGAGAAGUAUUGCUCGCCAUUAGGAAAAUAAGCAAGAGAAAGGAGAAGAAAACGCAGCAACAGUGUAUGUUUUACUUGCUGGAGAUUAGGAGAAACAAAUUUAAGUUGAGGAAGAUGAUGAUAAACUAAAUUUUACUAUUCUGAAAUCUUAAUUGCUA
Ricinus communis (castor bean) is the source of this 2165-nucleotide messenger RNA. Its product is annotated as bidirectional sugar transporter SWEET16. Gene Ontology annotation, biological process: carbohydrate transport. The record is from RefSeq and is a predicted model, not a curated record. Gene Ontology annotation, cellular component: membrane. The coding region runs from base 186 to 935 and encodes 249 amino acids. The transcript is spliced from 6 exons. Gene Ontology annotation, molecular function: sugar transmembrane transporter activity. NCBI's taxonomy places the organism in Eukaryota, Viridiplantae, Streptophyta, Magnoliopsida, Malpighiales, Euphorbiaceae.